UCCGGCAAUGUUAUAUGUAUCGAAGUCCUUACAUCUCAACGAAUAUGUCGCUGGAGUUACAAUUCUCACUAUUUGUAAUGGAAUUUCCGAAAUUGCAGCAAAUUUCAGACAGACUGGAAGCAUUGAUACCGAACUGAUCUACAACCAAUACUUGGGAACUUCUUUGUUUGAAAUGGCCUUCAUUGGAGCACUUAUAGUUUUGAGACGCCGUUUCUACGUCUUUCCUGAAUUCUUUCUACCGAGCAUCAUCACACUAAUUGGGGCAUCCACUCUACUACAGAUCCUGAUGCACCAGGAACAAAUCAGUUUUGCACAGAAUCUAAUUCUGCUAGCGAUCUAUAUUGUGUACCUAAUUGCAAUCAUGCUCACCUCCAUAAUCGUACGAUCACAAAUCGAACAAAGUUCCAGCAAGAGUUUGGAGCGAGCAGUGAUGCUUAGUAUGGAAUUAGAAAUACGUACUCGUGAUGGUCGAAGCGUAGACAUAGAAGCAACACAGGCCGCAGGAUUCGUUGGAACCCAUCCAAACCAACAACUACUAGCGCAGUUUGUGAAUCGAUUGAGGCCUUUCCUGUGGCAGGAGCUGGAAGUGUCCAACGGAUGGAUGCGAUCAGCCAAACUGUUUGUGGCCCCUGUACAAACUCUAAUCACACUGCUGGUUCCAAAAGUUAACUACGAACUUCCGAUGCACGGUUGGUCUAAGCUGAUGUUUGUGGUGAACGUUGUUCUGUUUCCGCUAUUCUGUGUUCUAGUUAUUUCUGGUACAGAUUACAGUUAUCACAAAAUGGAACUGGUUUUCGCUACAUCCGUCAUGACUGCCGUUCUGGUUUUCUUAGUCACCCGAACCGAUCGGAAACCACCCGGAUACAUCGGGAUAGCUCUGUUUGCACUGUUCGGCACAGUUUUCGUUUCACUGUUGAUAGUUUUCGAAAUAGGAGCCAUGCUGGGAACGUUGGCGGUUGUUAUGAACAUCAGCAAAACAUCACUUGGAAUAACACUGCUGCCUUGGGCGAAUUGCUGGAUCGAUGUAAACACAAGCCUAGAGCUCACCAGAAGAGGUGUGUCCAAAAUUGGGUUCGCCGCAUGCCUAGCGGGACCAUUGUUUAACAUUCUUAUUGCUCUUUUUAUAGUAUUCAGCACUCGCAUGAUUCAGUUCGAAUCGUUGACCAUCGAGGUUCGCGAGGGUGCUUCUGGUCCUACUUGUAGUGCUUAUCUUGUGAUCACUUCGGUACUAAUUUUAUUGACGCUCGUGUUCAGUAAAUUUCAGGCACGAGCGUGUCUAGGAUUCAUGCUUUUUUUCACCUAUGGAAUGUUUCUGCUGAAUACUGUGCUGAGUGAGUUAGAAAUCAUCCAUGCCUACGGUACGGACCACAACGCAGACGACAACGACUAGA
Malaya genurostris is the source of this 1391-nucleotide messenger RNA. RefSeq names its product mitochondrial sodium/calcium exchanger protein-like. Lineage: Eukaryota; Metazoa; Arthropoda; Insecta; Diptera; Culicidae. The transcript is spliced from 3 exons. Gene Ontology annotation, molecular function: calcium:sodium antiporter activity. The record is from RefSeq and is a predicted model, not a curated record. The coding region runs from base 8 to 1390 and encodes 460 amino acids. Gene Ontology annotation, biological process: monoatomic cation transport; transmembrane transport; intracellular calcium ion homeostasis. Gene Ontology annotation, cellular component: membrane.